AUGAUUACAUCUUUGCAAAUUGAACUUGAUGACUCUAAAAGUGUUGUGGAUAAUCUCAAAUCAGUUCUUGUUGAUAAAGAUAAAGAGAUUCAAACACUUGAACAACAAGUUACUUCUCUUAAAAAGCAAGUUGAAGAAUAUGAAAGAAAUAUUCACUUGAAUGAUAUCCUUGGGAAACAAAAACAACAUAAAGACAUGACUGGUGUAGGUUUUAACAUUGGUGAAUAUUCACAAACUUCAAAUCAGAACUUUAAGGUAGAUGGUAAGAAGCAUUAUUUGAGCAUAAAUGAAACAUUUUCAGGUUUAAUGCAUUUUUCAAUGGCUAUUGCUUCUUUUGCAAUAAAUCUGGACACAAAGCAGCAUGCUACUGCUAGGACACCUCAACAGAAUGGGGUUGUUGAAAGGAAAAAUAAAAUAGUAAAAGAAAUGGCAAGAACAAUGCUAGAUGAAGCCAAACUACCUGGAUACUCUACACAUAGCAAAGCCUAUAAAUGUUUCAAUAAGAGGCUAAAUAAGAUUGUUGAAUAUGUUAAUGUCAAGUUUGAUGAAAAGUUGCUUCUAGAUGAUGAUCAUGUGCAGGAUGUUGAGGAGGAACCUAUAGUAGAUCUUGACAGAUCUCCUAAAUCUGCUAAAGCAGAUGAUACUCAACAAGAGGAUGUUUCAAGCGCUAAAGUAGUAACACUUUAA
This is a messenger RNA of Cryptomeria japonica (Japanese cedar), 687 nucleotides long. Its product is annotated as autophagy-related protein 25-like. Bases 1 to 687 code for a protein of 228 amino acids. The record is from RefSeq and is a predicted model, not a curated record. The transcript has 3 exons. Gene Ontology annotation, molecular function: nucleic acid binding. NCBI's taxonomy places the organism in Eukaryota, Viridiplantae, Streptophyta, Pinopsida, Cupressales, Cupressaceae.